Messenger RNA from Brassica rapa (field mustard), 1478 nucleotides. Its product is annotated as ribokinase. The record is from RefSeq and is a predicted model, not a curated record. Gene Ontology annotation, molecular function: ribokinase activity. Gene Ontology annotation, biological process: D-ribose metabolic process. NCBI's taxonomy places the organism in Eukaryota, Viridiplantae, Streptophyta, Magnoliopsida, Brassicales, Brassicaceae.
UAGUAAUUUUAGAGCGUGAGUUUCACGUAAGAAUCUUUAGUUCAACACUUCGAGUUCGAACACAAAGUUAUCUUCAAAGUAAAAAGUUUCUGCGUUGACUCCGGCGAACAAGCGUACGACGAUGAUAAUGAAAGGGAUUUCACUUUCUCAGUCGAAUACUUUCCAUCCAAACAUCAAAUUCAAUCGAUCGAAUCCUCCUCCGAUCAACAUUGUGAAUCCAACCCUCCGCGUUCCCAGAAGAUCCCUCCGUGUUCUCUCCCUCUCCGUCGACCCAUCGGCAAAUCAAAACGCUAAACCCACCGUUAACCCCCACGCGCCGCCGCUGGUGGUCGUGGGAUCCGCGAACGCCGACAUCUACGUGGAGAUCGAAAGACUACCCAAGGAAGGGGAGACGAUCUCGGCCAAGACAGGGCAAACGCUCGCCGGCGGGAAAGGCGCGAACCAGGCGGCGUGCGGAGCGAAGCUGGAUUAUCCGACGUACUUCGUCGGUCGUCUGGGAGAGGACGCGCACGGGAAGCUGAUCGCAGGUGCGUUGGGGGGUGGGUCGGAAGGGUGUGGAGUUCGCUUGGAUCACGUGAAGUCGGUGAAGGACGAGCCGACGGGGCACGCGGUGGUGAUGCUGCAGUCGGACGGUCAGAACUCGAUUAUUAUUGUGGGUGGUGCUAAUAUGAGAGGGUGGCCUGAGAAGAUGAGUGAUGAUGAGCUUGAGGUUGUUAGGAAUGCUGGUGUUGUGUUGCUUCAGAGAGAGAUCCCUGAUUCCAUCAACGUUCAAGUUGCUAAGGCUGUGAAGAAAGCAGGUGUUCCGGUCAUCCUGGACGUGGGAGGAAUGGAUACGCCCAUUCCGAAUGAGCUAUUGGAUUCCGUCGACAUCUUGAGCCCGAAUGAGACUGAGCUCAGUCGCUUGACCGGAAUGCCUACUGAAACUUUUGAACAGAUCAGUCAAGCUGUUGCAAAGUGCCAUAAGUUGGGAGUUAAGCAAGUUCUAGUGAAACUUGGUUCCAAGGGGUCUGCGUUAUUCAUAGAAGGGGAGAAACCGAUCCAGCAGUCAAUUAUACCGGCUGCGCAAGUGGUUGAUACUACAGGUGCUGGGGAUACUUUCACAGCAGCUUUUGCAGUGGCUAUGGUAGAGGGCAAGUCACAUGAGGAAUGCUUGAGAUUUGCUGCUGCAGCUGCCUCUCUAUGUGUCCAAGUAAAGGGUGCAAUACCCAGCAUGCCUGAUCGAACAUCCGUCUUGAAGCUCCUUCAGUCUACUACUUAAGACUGAUACUCUUUCAACUCAAUCUUCUUACGAAUAAACGGCGAUUCAGAUCACGAGGGAAGAGGUUGAAUUGGAUCUCGCGAUGGUACUCAUCAAUGGUUGUCAAUAAUGUGGUCUUUGUCUCUGUUUCUUUGUGCAUCAACUCCUUUUAACUUGUCUAGUCUUGUGAGUUGACUAAUUUUAUUAUUCUCAAAGAGUCAAAGUUACCAACACAAUGUUA